CACAGAAUUGUGGGAAUUUAUGUAAAAUUAAGAUGGCAGCCGCCUGUGCGAGAACUCUCGGUAAGGUCGGCUGGCACAUUUUGGAGUCUCCACCAUGUCGUGCUGGGAAUAUUGCCUCCCUGAUUCCAAGGGUCCCGCUACAUGGAUCGAGCAGGGCCUACAGAACAGGUGGUGCAGGAUUCCGUUCCAAACUGCUCUUCAGCACACCUCUGCGCGGUGGCAGGGUCCUGGGGUGUGCGUUCCUGUUUGGAGGGGGGCUUGGCUUGUAUCAAACAAUAAAGCUCUCCGUCCAACAUCACCUUGCUGAAGAAGAUGUCAAGCCUUCUGUUGGUGGCCUGAAGUUGACCUUGUAUCAGUACAAGACCUGCCCGUUCUGCAGUAAAGUGCGAGCUUUCCUAGACUACCAUGGGCUUCCAUAUGAGAUUGUGGAGGUCAACCCCGUUAUGAGGAAGGAAAUCAAGUGGUCAACUUACAGAAAAGUGCCAAUUGUGAUGGUGAAUGAUGAUGUGCAACUGAAUGACUCCUCAUUAAUAAUCAGUGCCUUGAAGACACGGUUGAUGAGCAAGGAUAAAACCAUCUCAGAAAUUCUGUGCUGUUACCCAGAGAUGAAGGCCGUCAAUGAGAAGGGGAAAGAGGUGAUCGAGUUCAACAACAAGUACUGGGUGAUGGUGAAUGAAGCUGAAGGUCAGACGAUGUACCCCGAGAAAGAUUCCAGAAAGGAGGAGAUCAAAUGGCGUAAGUGGGCAGAUGAUUGGCUGGUGCACCUGAUCUCGCCCAAUGUUUACCGGACCACUGGAGAGGCCCUGGCCUCCUUUGACUAUAUCGUCCGUGAGGGCAAGUUUGGCACUUAUGAGGGAUUCUUUGCAAAGUAUGUUGGAGCAGCUGCCAUGUUUGUCAUCUCAAAAAGACUGAAAAGUAGACACAACCUGCAGGAUGACGUGAGACAGGAUCUGUACAAAGCAGUCAAUGAGUGGGUGGUGGCCAUUGGCAAGAAGAGGAAGUUCAUGGGUGGAGACCAGCCCAAUCUGGCUGACCUGGCAGUGUAUGGGAUCCUGAGAGUGAUGGAGGGUCUUGAGGCCUGGGAUGACAUGAUGGAGAACACCAAGGUGAAGAGCUGGUACAGACGAAUGGAGAAAGCUACAAAAAGCCACAAGGGCCAAACUGACACUGCUCUAAAUAUUGACCAGCAAUAGGAGAUCUGAUUGAAUAGCACUUCCAGCCCUCACUUAAUCAGGAGAUGUGAAGAGUUAUUGCAUUAAGGAGAGAUGGGUGAAAAAAAUGCUAUACAUUUGUCAUAAGGCUCUUGUCCUCCUGAUGCAAUUCACAGAAAUUGACUUCUCUAGCUAAUAUGGAUUAGGCAAAAGGCCAACCUCUUGAUUUAUUUCCUGUGAAAAUGCACCCAAAUGAUCUAUGUUAAUUUGCUUGAAUAAACUUGCAGCAGCAAGCCGUUUAGUUGUAGAUCCUUGAUUACUGUGGCAUUCUGUCUACCUGGUGUCAAGGCUGCAGUAACAUGUGCACUGAGUAUACUAAACAUUAAGAACACCUGCUCUUUCCAUGAGUCUGACCAGGUGGAAGCUAUGAACCUUAUUGUCACUUAAUAAAUCCACUUCAGUGGGGAGGAGACAGGUUAAAGAAUUGUUAAGCCUUGGGACAAUUCAGGCAUGGAUUGUGUAUUUUUUAUUUUACCUUUAUUUAACUAGGCAAGUCAGUUAAGAACAAAUUCUUAUUUUCAAUGACGGCCUAGGAACAGUGGGUUAACUGCCUGUUCAGGGGCAGAAUGACAGAUUUGUACCUUGUCAGCUCGGGGGUUUGAACUUGCAACUUUCCGGUUACUAGUCCAACUCUCUAACCACUAGGCUACCCUGUGUGCCAUUCAGAGGGUGAAUGGGCAAGACAAAAUAUUUAAGUGCCUUUGAAUGGUAGAAGGUGCCAGGCGCACCGGUUUGUGUCAAGAACUGCAACACUGUUGGAUUUUUCACACUCAACAGUUUCCUGUGUAUAUCAAGAAUGAUUCACCACCCAACUUGACACAACUGAGGUCGACAUGGGCCAGCAUCCCUGUGGAACUCUUUCGGCACCUUGUAGUGUCCAUGUCCCGGCGAAUUGAGGCCAUUUUGAGGGCUUAAGGGGAGACGACAUUAGAUGUUCCUAAUGUUUGGUAUAGUCAGUGUAUAUAACAUAAGUAAAACCAAAUUAGCAGCUUUACAUUUACAUUGCAUCUGUGUAAACAUUGUCAAAUACCUCCUACACACAGUCUUAGCAUUUUGGAUUACAUUUUUUCGCCCCCAUUCUGUUUUCCAAUAUACUUGAAGGUUCAAAUGAUUGCACGAGCUAACAUGACUUAGUUUAAUUAGCUACAUCUGAUAAUCAGUAUAUUAUUUUCCUCAGGGUUUGAAUUCCCCUAAAAAAAAAAGCGCAGUAAUCCUGUUUCAAGAUUCUCUUUCAUCUGUUAACUUCUUGACUGAUGCUAAUUGUUCCUCAUUGUUGUUCUUGAGGGUUCCAGUCAUAGCCAGAUUAAUUACAUUCUCAUUCUUAUCAACUAUGCAGGGUGUAAGAAGUGAAAUGAUUGUUAUAAUUUGGCAGCAUCCAUUGGACAAAGUGGUACCGAGACUCCUAACAAA
Oncorhynchus kisutch (coho salmon) is the source of this 2621-nucleotide messenger RNA. It is a transcript of the gene ptgesl, whose product is annotated as prostaglandin E synthase 2-like. Gene Ontology annotation, cellular component: mitochondrion. The coding region runs from base 33 to 1193 and encodes 386 amino acids. The record is from RefSeq and is a predicted model, not a curated record. The transcript is spliced from 7 exons. Gene Ontology annotation, molecular function: prostaglandin-E synthase activity. Lineage: Eukaryota; Metazoa; Chordata; Actinopteri; Salmoniformes; Salmonidae.